This is a messenger RNA of Cutaneotrichosporon oleaginosum, 9132 nucleotides long. RefSeq lists its product as uncharacterized. The record is from RefSeq and is a predicted model, not a curated record. Gene Ontology annotation, cellular component: nucleus; Cul8-RING ubiquitin ligase complex. Lineage: Eukaryota; Fungi; Basidiomycota; Tremellomycetes; Trichosporonales; Trichosporonaceae. Gene Ontology annotation, biological process: replication fork processing; double-strand break repair via homologous recombination.
UCUCCCCCCCUCAAGACCUCCGACGCCCUUCAUCAACAUCAUUUUCACUCGCCCUCCCCUGCCAGCUAACACGGCCAACAUUGCCUUCGUGUAUAAUCUUCGCACCGGCCCCCCCCCCUAAUCGACGAAAUCCAUCUGUCAGCCGUCUCCACAAAGCAUUAACCCUUGUCCGCGCCUUGACGUAGUGCGCAGACAUUGUCCUCUACACUACUUCUACCCAGCAUGAGGGCUCUUAACCACACUGCCCCCCGCUUCCGGUCGCAGCCACCCCCACCCAUGGGUAUGCCGCUCGCCCCGCCCCCGACGCUGGACGUCCCUCCUCGCCUUGCCGGCUCGCUCGCAACUCCAAUGCCCACCCCACUCGCUACCCCACUUGCACCCCCUCCUCCUCCACCCAUACGCCUGUCUAGCUCCCAGCCCCACAUUCGCACCGAACGCUACGCUGGCGUCGAACACACCCUCGGCCCCAUUUUCAACGACGAGGAAGACGGCGACGACUCUGACUACAUUGCCGCCAAAAUGGCUUACCUGGGUAUUAGUGGCAACCGCAACAACAGCCAUGGCAAUGCUGCGCGCUACUCGGGCCCUGCCAUGCGCCAGGAAGUCCACUACCACCAAGUAGACCCCAUGACCUCCGAGUUCCAACGCCGCCAGUUUGCCCAGCAGCAGCUUCUCCACCUGCAGAUGGCUCGCCAGCAGCAACAGCAGCAGCAACAGCAGCAGCAGCAGCAGCAGCAGCAGCAGCAGCAGCAGCAGCUUGAAAUUCAGCAGCAGAACGCCGCUCUCCAGAAUUUGCUGCGCUCCAACACCAACCCGCAUCAGCUGCGCGAAAUGAUUGCGCUUGCUGAGCUUCAGCGCGCACAGGAGGCUGCGACGACGCCGCACAGUGCAUACACUCAGCAUCUGGCUGCGGCCCAAAUUCUCAACCAGCAGGUUCUUCAACAGCAGAUCAUGGCGCUUCAGGCCCAGCAGGCGCAGCAGAUGACUGCGGGCCACCGUCACACGCUUGCUGCCCAGCUUGAAGCUGGCACUCUGCGCCGCGAGCGUGAACGUGAGCGCGAGCUGCGCUCGCGUCCCCUUAGUCCCGAUGACUCGCAGCUGCGUGCUGCAUUCGAGGGCGCGCCGUCGGGCUACUUCCCGGCCAUUUCGCCUCCCAUUGACUCCGCAAUGGGCGUAGGGUGGAACUCGACCACAGGCAAGCCUGCGCCCGCCCCCGUUAUACCGGAGUGGCCUUUUGGCUGGAACAACGUCCCGCCUCAUUCCACUUCCACCCGCACACCGCCGCCCAUGUCGUCAACCGAUUCGAGCACUCGUGCGCCUUCGCCCCCCUCUGUAACUCCGCCGCCCUCGGUUCCCGCUGCGCCCCUUGGUCGCUUUGCCCGUACGCGUCAGGAGCUUGACGCUGCCAAGGUGGCUGCCCCAGGCGUCCCACCUCUCGCGACCUUUUUGUCCCGUCGCCGCCAGACUGACGACGACGCCCUAUCGAUUUCAUCAUUCCCCGACGUGACUUCACCCAUCUCGGAGACGGCCCCGUCGACUGCGCGCGCCCCGUACCGCAAGUGGUCUGCGGAGUCUGGCCGCAAGGUGUCCUCGGACCUGGGGCACCUUGACCCCGCCUCUCACCUGGAGUGGGGCUACUGUGCUCCUGCGCCUCGCUCGCAGUCAUUUUCUGUCUCGCGCACGACUGAAGACCACCGCCCUCGUGUGCAUCAGCACAUUGCUCCAGCUCCCACUCACGCGGUGAGCUACGUGACGCGUCAGCCCUUCGGCCCUCCUGGCUCUCCCCAGGAAUUGGCCCUCAAGAACUUUGCAUCACGCAUCCGUCGCAAGGCUGGCCAAAAUCUCGGAAUGCUGACCCGCCGCACCGAGUGUCAUGCAUGCGAUGCUGGCGCAGACAUCGAAGUGGAGGGCGGAAGCAAAGUUGACGCGUCGCGCGUCACCCUUCAUGAGCCAUGCCACAAGGCUGCGAGUGACUGGGCACAAUCAGCACAACAACCUUCAUCACACACCAUGCCUCCCCGCAAGCGCGCGCGGCGCAGCGGGGUGGAUGAGCCCACCCCAACUCCUCCUCCUCCUCCUCCGCCGCCAACAGCGCGCACGCAGCAGCGCCCCGCGGCGGGAGGAAGCCGCUACCGCACCCGCCACCGACGCGAUGUGCGCGGCCCCGAGCUCGCAGUGCUCGAGGGCGGGCGUGCCGACCUCGUCCCGCCCUCCGACGACGAAGAGUACGACGAGUGGCGCGCGGUACGUGCCGUGGAGCGCGCCGAGCGCGAGCGCGAGCGCGAGCGGCUCGGCGCCCCCGAAUCGCUGUAUCGGAUCGAGGAGCCGGUCGCUGGCCCAUCGCACUCUCGGCGCCGCUUCGUCUUCCUCUUCUCGUCCCCCGGCAGCUCGCGCUCACCCUCGCCCGUCGCAUCGCCCCCAGAAUCCCCAUCAGACAUGUUCGCAUCGCACCCGCCGCGACUAUCCUCCAAAGGCAAAGGGCGUGCCGAGGCCUCCCCGUCCCCCUCCCAAUCUCCACCUUCCCAGCCGCCUCACGCUGAACGCAUCACGCUGCAAUUGGGCUCUCCGAAGCUGUUCACGUGUCGACGCUCACCGGGCAGGCGCGACCAUCUUCCUUCGCACUCGUACUCGCCGCCACCGCCCGCGUCGGAGCCAGUGCCCCCUGUCCCGCCGCACCCGCCACCACAAGUCUCCUCGGCCGACGCCGACGCAGACGCCACGCUUCCAGAUGUACAUUUGGAUGAUGACCUGCCUUCCGGCACGCCCGUCACUGCGGUGCGCUCGCCCUCGGUCCAUGAGAGCCAGCCCACUCAACCUAUGCCAGAUGUAGGCCUCGGAUCCUUCUACUCCCACGACAGCCAGCUACCUCUCCCUCGGGAGAUGAUCGAGGAGCCGUGGGGCAUGGACCUUGACGUGGAGGAUACUUCUGGGCCAGCCAAGGCAGGUUCAGCCAGCCAAACGGCGUUGCAGCGAUCAACCCAUUUCUUGGCUUCACAGGUGAGAGCGAACCUUUCCUCGCCAUCACCGUCGAGGGUCGAUUCUAGUCGCCCACCGCCCCGCCUGUCACAAGCCAUCCUCCCCCCGUCUUCGCCUGUCCAAAGUCCGCCAGUCUCUCAGCCGACGGAUGAGUCUCAGCGGCGUGCAACUCCGCUGCCGGGCCCACUUCUUCCUCCUUCGCCAUUCCGCCCGUCUGAGGAGCGACCCGCGUCUCAGCAACCGCCGCCGCCGUCUUCCCCCGACGCUCUCGACCUUCUUGCGGACAAUCGGGCUGCCCAGGUCGCUGCUGUGAGACCUACUGCGUCUCAGACUGACAAUGUCCCUGGGACGGACCAUGGCGUAGACAGACCACCCCAACCGUCCAUUGACCCGGCGCUGCUUCAGUUCCGCAUUGCGCGCACAUUUCGCACCCGUACGGCGCUGCAGCUUCAGCCAUACACGAAAGAGAAGCAGUUAUACGAAAACGCGCUUCGCAAGGGCGGCCUGGCGAAGGGACGGCGCGCAGUCGCUCCCUCAGCGGAAAUCCGCGCUGCAAACGAGGAGGAGACGCAGACUCAAGAGGGCCAGUCGUCCUCCGACAGCGAAGCUACGCCUCCAGACGCCAUCGUAAUUGGGGCAACGCAGGAGCAGGCGCCGCCUCGUCGGCGUGAGCCAAAGCCCCUCGUCGAUGCCGACUACGACGAGUACUUCCUCGAAUUUGGCGAGGUUGCUGACGACGAUGAGGAGUGCCAGAAGCGCCUCCAGGUCAUCGCUCGCAAGCGGCUGCGCGCGGCCAAGGAGGCGCGGCGGAAGGAGCGGGCUGCGGAGCGCACCCGGCGAGCGUUCGAGAACCUCAUGAAAGAGACGGACAGGGAGAAGGAGGUCGAGCGGAAGGAGGCGGAAAAGCGCCAGCGCGAGAACACUGCGCGCGGACGGGAACUCUCAAAGGGCCCCAGCAAGACGGCGCCCAGGCCAGCUCCAGCUACGAGGGAGAAGAGUCCGGCCAGAACAUCGCGCAUCACGGCUGAUCGAGAUCGUGCCAGAGUGACAUCUACCAACCGUACACCGGCAAGGAGGGGUCGUACUGUCACCUACAGCCGUCGUACGCAGCGCCAAGUAUUGGACCGCCCAGACUCAGAAUCACCUUUAUCGUCGCCGCCACCCUCGCCUUCCACCUCUCAACACCAAUCUGCCCUGUCACCAAAUGAGCUCCCUCCACCCUUGAGCACUCCAGCCCUCACCUCUCAUCCUGGCCGAGCCUGGACAUCAACCACGCCUCCAGGUGCUUUGCCAGCUGAACCAAUGGACAUCGAUACGCUAGACAUCGCACGGGAGGGCGACAGUCACAGAGUCGAUGACUUUGAGACCGCCCCCUUUGGUGGCUUUGUUGACAGCGAUGAUGACCGGCCCUUUACUCCCCACCGCCUGUCAAGUCCUCCGGCAGCUCCGACCUCGCGCUCCACUCGGCGCCGUCGCAUAGCCUCAAGCUCGAGUCAUUCGUCUGACACAGACACCGGUGACUCCUCACAGCCACAGGUCGACAAGCGCCGGCGCAUCGCCGAGCGGAUGUUGCCGCGCGCCAUGCUGAAGCGCCUGGAACAGGAGGCCGCCCAGCAGAAGCGACGAAAGGAGGAUCGUCAGCGACGCGCAGCCCGUGCAGAUGACUCACCAGUCCGCCCAGGUCAUGCGGUGGUGCGACGUCGUGGAGGUGGUGCUCUCGACGAUAUAGGCGAUCUUUUCGACGACGGCUCAGAAUCUGACGAUGGACGGGGUCUCCUCAGUCUGCACGCGGAGGAGCGUGAUGAGUCCGAUGUCUCAUCGGAUGAGGGUUUGGGUCGCCAACUCAUUCUCACCCUCCAAAGCGACAGCGAGGGAUCAGAAGCAGCAGAGGACAGCGGCCGGCCUGCGGCGCUGGCCCGACUUCAGCGUGGUGACUUCGAAGCGAUCGUGCACGGCAGGCGAUCUGUGGAGCCACGACAACGAGGGCCGCAGCGUGGCGAGCUUCGCCGCCACCGUCCCGCACUGCGCAUUUCGAAGCGCCCAUCCACAUCUCGAACUGGCGAGAAGAAUCACGCGAGGGUGUCGAAAGGCCGAAUUUUGAGCGAGUCACAGCUUUACCAGACACGACUAAAUUCUCCAGUGGAGGAGACGACCCCUGUCCGCCCACAGAAGUCGAAGGCCAGAAGCAGCAAGAGCAAAAGCAAAUCCUCCGCUCGUGCAGAUCGCGGCGGGAAAGAUGACCGUCGCAGCAAGGGCGCAGCUCGUCCUGCUAUCCGCCUCGAUGACAACGUCAUCUUCGCGACCGGCGACUUCGCGUUCUCGAGUGACUCGGAUGACAUCGAGAUCCAAGGCGCGACACCUGCACCCGCACCACGGGCUCUGCCGCGGGGGCCUCUCGCACAGAUGACUACCAAGAAUGGUCGCCUGUACGCAAGGACCGCGUCCUCCCCCACCCCGGCUCCUCCGCCACCUCGUCGCGCUCCAGCCCCCAAACAGCAACUUGAUGAAGGCGUUGGCAAGGCUCGCUCCUGGGCGAACUUUGACCGGUUCCCAAUCGAUUUCGAGAUCACGCCACUGCCGAUGGGGGUGUAUUGCGGUGCAGAGACUGUCCCAGGCAGUGGGCUGCUUGGUACAUUUCUGGGUCAGCUCGACGGCGAAUUCUUGCAGGAGCUGAAACCCAUCUCGACGCACGGCGUGUCACUGCACUCCGAGAUGUCUUCCGAUGAGGCCCUCGAAGUGCUUCCAAUCGUCCUCGACGGCAUGACGGCCUCCAUUCGCAGCUGUAUUGACGCAACUUCGACGGCAAAGGUCCAUUCCGAUCUCCGGCCCCUGCGAUUCAUCCGUGACUACCUCGCCCAGGCCGACGUCGAUACCCGUGGGCGCUUGUUCGCGCCCUUCCGCAACUUUGGCCAACAGCUCGAUGACGUGGUUCUGGACAGCAGCCGUGCGCGUCGAGGGCUAGUUCUCCAACUGCUCGAGGUGCGUUAUGCCUUGUUUGAGAUUGCGGCGAUCGCCGGCGACCGCGAGGAUCUCGCCACGGCCGCGACGCAGCUGAUCGGACUGCUCUUGGUGUAUGGUUUCGAUCGUACUGUUCGCCCGCUCCGACGCAUUUUGAGCGGGCAAGCGGAUACGCCUGAAGUCACAGACGUUACUGUCGCCCUUUGGGUGUCACUGCUCCAUAUCCUAGCGGCCUAUGACAAGCAGCACCCUCCCUCCACCAACGCAGUCGAUGAUACGUUCUCUGCGGCCCUGGCGGAAGCGCUGAGUCGACGAUACGGAGGCGAAAUUGGACCACUGGCCGCUGAACGCAUCUGGUUUCUGGUGUUUGGCCUCUGUGCAAUUGCUCAGUUUGGUGUGGACGGUACGGUUGUCGCUGAGUACACGCCGUAUCCGCGCUGGACGCUAGUAAAGCUUGCCCUGGGACAUAUCAAGAUCACCCACAGUCAAGAGGCAGAGGAGUCUGCUCACCUUGAUCAACUUCAGGGUCGCGACCGCUACAUCAAAACUGUCGUGGCUCGCUGUCUCCGGCUGUCCUCGACAUGGCGGUGGAACUUUGACUCGAGGAGCUUCUCCGUUGCGACUCGCGACCUCGGAAUGAUUUUCAAGGCGCGACAGCACCGCAACCUGCCAACGGAGCCACCGGCCGACUUCCCUCGCUUCAUCGCGGACUUUGAUAUCUCUCUUACAGCGGAGGACGACACGCGGAGAGCCUCAGCCUUCGAGCUGUGGCUUCGCCUCGCCUGUGUCGCGGCGUCAGACUUGAUUGGGGCAGCCGAGGAGUUGAGUGCCGCGCACCGCGCCGAACGGGACGUCCAGCGCCUCAUCAUGUCCAUCUUCCCCCUCUCGGCUGUGCCGUUCACGCGGGCGAGCCCCCCUACACCACGGCAGCUCAGCGCCCUCGUGAAUCGGUAUUCCACGAUGGUGGUCGCGUGCUACUUUUCGCCCUCCCUCUUGCCGUGGCUGCUCGCCAACUCGCGCAAGUGGCUCGCCUUUGACGCCGCCGACUUCGGAUCUCGCCAGGUGUGCAUACGCGGGCUAAUGUACCUUGGCGUCGCGUGCCGCCAUCAUUCUCACCCACUUGACGCGGUUGUUGGCCGCCUCGCGGAUAUCCUCGCGACAUUGCAGGCGGAAUUCGAGCAGCUCGGGCGUCCCACCAAUGCGCCCAGCUUUCCAACGCGCAUCGAGAUCGAACGCACCAUGGUGCUCGUCGUCUCGUGCUUCCGACAAAUCAUCGUGCACCCAAGAUACUUGCCUAGCGCUGAACCGGUCUACCCCGACCCAGUUCUGCUCCACGAGUCCUGGACUGCACGCAUCUUCCAGCUCGAUCUCGUCAGGGACGUGAAGUCGGGACUGGAGGUCGUCGCCACUAUCCAGGCCUUCCUGGACGCGCGAGCAACAGCGCUGCCUAAACGUGCCAAAGCUGCGCGCACGUUACGUCAACAAGAAAGCGUUGACGACUAUCCUAGCCUCGGGUUUGACUUCAAUGCCAUUGACUUGGCUGCGUUGGGCGGCGACGAGGCUCCUCCGGAGCCUGAGGAUCCCAUCGAGGUGCAGGAUGCGGUGUUUGCGGAGACAAUUGUUAAGAGCAUCUGCCCGCGGAUCUACCGCCUGCUGUCCGACAUGCUGCCCGCGUCCGAGAUCAACAAGCCGGGAGAGAAGAAGGGCGCAGAGCGCCUGGUUCUCAUCAACCGUCUCACACAAUGCUGGAGCGAUUGUGCGGCGGUCGCUGUCGUCGAGCACAAUCGGUCGGGCUGGGAUGUGUACGCGUCGAGCUACGGGGCACAGUCAUGGUCGCGCAUCGGCAACGACCUUGGCCGCAUCCGCGUCGGCCUGCAGUUCAUGACGAACGUCGCCCACCUUGAUCCCGGCUCAUUCAGGACACUGGAGAGCGAGUACAUCCUGCUCCUCUUCCAAAGCAUCGCAACGGAUCGCCUGACAAUCGAGCACAAGUUCACAAGCGCUCUUUUCAGUCUCCCAGGCACGCUGGAUCAUAUGCUCUUCGAUGGCAUUCAAGCCGUUGGAGUUGAGGACCUUUCGCGCACCACAUUCAUGGAGCGCCGCCUCGCGAUUCUGAAGGUGGCUUUCCGCAACAUCCCCUCCCUGCUGGGAUCACACCUCACACCAACGGACAUGAGGACGCUCAUUGUUCGCUGCAUGAACACGCUUGUGGAGAGCAUGGUGAUGUACGACGGUGCGAUCGAUGCACGGGGCGUCCUUCACCGCCAGGCGUAUCGUGUAUUCGUAGGGGAGGUCGUGCGCGCACUCCGCCUACACGUGGGCGAGCACCGGCAAUGUAGCAUACUCGCAUCGGUAAUCGCGAGGCGAGGUUGUCGGAAUGAAGUUGACACGCGGCAGCGGUCGCUGAUCUCCGGUGUUGCCACCGGUUAUCGCCCGCUCAUAAGCGGGGUAGGCCCAACUUUCGUUGCGCGACGCGUUCUUCGAUAUCUACUUCACAAUCUCUCCUCCCCUCCACAAUCGUCUAGACAGCUGCACCUUCGCUCCUCCGCAUCCUCACAUACCCAGCCCGCCGACACUCUCACCUCCCCCACCUCCCCGCCCCACACCACCGCCAUGACCUCCACAAUGCUCCCCGCGACGAAGGACGAGGCCGCCGAGCUCCGCACCCUCCUCGGCCGCGCCAAGUUCGGCCGCGGCAUGGCCGAGCACCUCACGCUGUACGCCGCGCACCCCGUGCCGCCCGAGAACGACCGAGGGGGACGGAAUGCCAACAGCUGGCAGAUGGUCGUGCAGGGAGUCGUGCAGGAUGAAUGGGCCAAUGGCCUUGGAAACCUGCACGGAGCGGCUGCGGCGUGGCUCGUCGAUGUCCUGACGUCGUGUGCGCUCGGACGCCUGUCGACGCCGUCGUUCUGGGGCCCGCCUAUGCUCGGCGGCGUGACGAUCCAGCUCGACAUGACAUACUACAAUCCGGCACCUGUUGGGACCAAGAUCCGCAUCGUGGUGACGGUGGAGAGAAUGGCACGGACGCUGGCGAACACGCGCUGUGACAUCCUCGAGUGGGAUACGGGCAAGCGUCUCGCCUCGGGCACACACGCCAAGGCCUGGCGCCCAGCCAAGAUGUAGAGUUGUAUUCGUUCGUUGUUUUUGGAUGGCAUUUGUGGACAGGUAGCGGGGCCGUGGAUGGCCCCAAGCAAGUAG